AGACAAGUGAUAAGUGAUGAACACCACUGCUACUCCAGACCCUGGGUUUGUAUUGUGUCAAAUGAUUAGUGGCCCAUACCAAAUCUGCAAUGGGCAAGCGAUCUUGGGGAAAAGCAGGGGCCUGAAAGACAUUUAAGGUAGAGAAGAAGACUCGGUGACCCCGGAUUUGCUUUUCAUCUGACUGUGCGUGGUAUGCCUAUCUUCGGGCUCUAAAGACAUGUAUUGGGACGCCAAAUUUCUGGGCCUUGGCCUCCUCAGUGCCGUCAUAAUAGGCCGCCUGAUCAGCCUCCUCAUUAGACGCUCGCCACAUCCCCUUCCACCGGGACCCAAGCCGGCACCUCUGAUCGGAAAUAUCCACCAGUUGCCCAAGAGGCUCCAGUGGCUUCACCUCUACCACUGGAGCAAGAAGUAUGGCCCCGUGAUGCACUUGAGCAUGGGGGGCCAGCCGUUGAUCAUCCUGUCCACACACCAAGCCGCGCACGAUCUUCUCAACCGGCGAAGUGCCCGGUACUCUGACCGGCCGCGCUUGGUCAUGGCUGGCGAGCUGGUCACCAAGAAUAUGCACAUGCUUAUACGUCCAUACGACGAAAGGUACAAGCUACAUCAGCGGAUGGAAGCGCCCCUCCUCAAUCUUCGUUCCGCAAGCUCCUACCGACCGCUCCAGGACAUGGAAUCCAAACAGCUGCUCUUCGAUGUCCUGGGAGAGUAUGACGAGUUUGGCGAGAAAGGCGUCGACUUCCACCACCAUUUUGAGCGCGCAAUGGCCAGCACCAUCUACUGCCUCAACUACGGCUACCGCCUGAAGACGGGCUACGAGAAGGAACUCAUGGAUGGCAAGCGUGUGCAGGCCGAGUUCGCGAGGACCGGCCAAGUCGGGGCCUACCUUGUCGACUCGUUCCCUUCACUCAACUACUUGCCCAAGUUCCUGGCGCCUUGGAAGAAGGAAGGGGAAGAGCUGUAUGAGCUGGAGCGACAGCUUCACGUCGGAAACCUGGACAAGGGUCUGAACAACCGGGGCUGGAACUUUAGCAAACACAUGAAGCAGUCCCCGGAGGGCCAGGACAUGCCCACCGAGGAACUUGCUUUUGAUCUUGGGAUUCUUGCCGACGCCGGCCUGGACACUUCAACGGUGGCUCUGGAUUGGUUCAUCGUCGCCUGGAUCACGUCUGGCUCAAGCUGGGUGGCGAAGGCGCAGCAGCUCCUCGAUGAGGUGGUCGGUAGGGAUCGAUUGCCAACCUUUGAAGACCGCCCAAAAUUAGCAUACAUCGAUGCCAUUGCGAGCGAGACCCUGCGCUGGCGCCCGGUUGUCGUUGGCGGAGUGCCACAUUUCACCAAGACCGAGGACAACUACAUGGGAUACCACAUCCCGGCCAACUCCAUUGUGCUGCCAAAUGCCUUUGCCAUUACCCGCGAUGAAUCCGUCUUCGGCGAAGACGUUGACGCAUUCGUGCCUGAGCGGUGGCUCGUCAACGAUGGAGACGCAGCAGCAGCCAGGGAGCCAUCAAUCGACGCGUGUGGGUUCAAUGUGACCGCCCUCAAGGACCUGCCACACACGGGCUUCGGAUUCGGGCGCAGGAUCUGCACCGGCCGAAUCAUUGCACGCAACCAGUUGUUCAUCGAGAUGGCGCGCGUGCUGUGGGCCUUCGACGUCGAGGCUGGAAUCACCGAGUCCACCGGCGAGAGGCACAAGGUUGACGAUAUGGCUUGCACCGAAGGCUUCGUGACCGUGCCCAAGCCCUUCCGGGCCGUAAUGCGCCCAAGAGGGCAAUGGGUGCGAGACGCUAUUUCGCAAUCUGGCACCACCCAUGGGUUGGAUCACUGUGAGAUUCUUAACCAAGCUAGGAAUGGGCGGGCCUGAGAAGGCUGGGCACUUGCUUGACUCUGGGUGGGGGUUUGGGGUAGCUAUACUGCACCAUGGAAUUGUACAGUACCAUCAGUCCAACACAGAGUCAGUCAGUGCACCCUGCCACCUCCUCAGAUCGUUCCAGAAGCUCGAGAGAAGCUCUAGAUACAUACAAUGACCUCCCAAGUUCUCGGGACUGUCGGACUAACGUCCCUCUGUGCUACUCCGCUUUC
Phialemonium atrogriseum is the source of this 2076-nucleotide messenger RNA. RefSeq names its product cytochrome P450. The transcript has 2 exons. Gene Ontology annotation, molecular function: iron ion binding; monooxygenase activity; heme binding. Lineage: Eukaryota; Fungi; Ascomycota; Sordariomycetes; Cephalothecales; Cephalothecaceae. The coding region runs from base 218 to 1858 and encodes 546 amino acids. The record is from RefSeq and is a predicted model, not a curated record.